AUGCAAGAAAUUAUUGAUCAUAUGAAUGCCCAUAUUCCAUAUGAUACACCAGAUCAGAUGCAGGAUUGCGUUGAUUGUCUCGCUAGCAUUACAGAUACUUUAUUAUUAAAAGAAAGAUUUAUGAUGUUGAGUAACUUCCUAGAAGAAUCCAAAUUACCAAACUUCUUCCCAUCAACGAAAGCAGGUAUUCUUCAAUAUAUAUCUCAAGUCCCUAAAAUUACUGAAACAAUCACUGCCCAGCAAAUGCACUUCGUUUGCAAGCUUUACGAGUUCUUUAUCCAGAGUCCUGACCAAUUAUCUAUAGUUACUGACUUCGCAUAUAAGGAUUUGGAGCCAUUUAAUUUCCAAUUCUUUGUUUACUCAGUUAUUCCAUCGAUAUUUGGAUUCUUUUCAUGCCACGAACAUUUAGCCUACGCAUACCAAUUCUACAUGGAUGUUGUUAUGAAGCUUCCUUCAAAUGUUGUUGAAAUCGUUUUGAAACCUUUCUUUUUAUCCUCAGUUACUCUAUAUUACGUUGAAGCUGUAUACGAAGAUGUCAAUACAUACUUUUGCCAUGACAUUCAGUUAGCAGAAAAGAAUCUUCCCGCAGCAAAUAUCGAAAUUCAUGCCAAGACCCUUUCUGUGAGCAUUAUCAACAAUCUUUGUCUCUUACCAAUUACACACUUGAAUCUUUUGAUAUUGUUAUCUCAUAAAGGCUACACUGAUUGCCAAAUUAUCGAAUUUUUAGUGAAAAGCGUCUUGAUACCACAAAUCAGCAUGUUACUCAAUGCAUCUCAUUUCUCAAACCAUAUCAAUGCGUUUAUCAAAGUCGCCGAGCGCUCAAUAGAAAUUUGCAAAUCGAAUCCUUCGAAAAAUCCUGUUUUUUACAAUAUAGCUUCUAUCGUUGACAUUCCAGCCAGAUCAUCAGAUUUCGAACAGCAUUACAUCAGAUACAUUUCUACUAUCCUAGAUGCUUGUAUUUUGUUUGCAUCAGCAAAUAAAUGCAUUGAAUUACCGAAGAUAUUAGUCAAACUCGGAUUAAGUAUCUCUGAUAAAUCAUACAUCCCUAUCAUACUUAAAAUGUAUCCGAAAAUGUUACCUGCAGUGACAAUUAACAAAAUGACAAAAAAUGUUGUUUUCGAAAAGCCAAAUUUGCAAGCACCGGAAUACUUAAUACCAGCAUUUGAACGCGUUUGGAGAUACAUUGAUAUCAAUUCUAUGUCACAAAACCUUACAGUUCAAAAUUGGUGCAACCAGAACCCACAAGUGUCUUCAAAGUUCAACAAACAAUUUGCUAAAGACCUUACAGGACUCUGUGAAGAAUGCGUGACCAAAAUUACCGAUGGAAAACAACCAUGUGAAAAAUGUCAGAAAAUUUUGAAUGACAGGCCACAGAUAUCAUUUGCUGACUACCUAUGCGCUCACGAAUACAACCAAGUCAUUAAACAAUCCCAGGACUUCGAAAAAAUGAUACAAUUGAAGUCAUCUUUGAAUCUCCUUAAGAAAUGGAUUUCUAACGUUGACAGGCUAUAUGACAAGACUGUUCUCAGUAUUGAACAGAAGCAGAUCAUGAAAUUCGUGAAAUCAAGCGGAUUCAAAAACGCAACUUUUUCCAAUUUCAUUUCUCAGUUUGGAGAUGUUCUAAAUACUCCACAUGCUUCAAUCCUCUUCUUAGCUACUAAGUACGAAAUGAUUUUGGAGAAUUUUUAUACAAAUAAUGUCAGAAACGUGGUUUCUCGAUUAAAAGAACAAUGGAGAUAUCAUAUGGAUACAUCUCUAACAAGAAUUGAGCUCCCUCCAUGCUUUUCUGGCGUAGGAGUCACUAAAACAAAGAGAUUAUUGAUAAAUCAGUACUAUAUGAGAAUUUCCAUCGGUUUAGAGAGUAUUUCUUUGGUUCCUCUCCACAAGAGAUUCCUUUAUAUCAUAUCAAUGGUCGAUUACGUUGCAAAACUUGAAGAUGUUUUGAAGAGCGGAGACAUGGUUCUCAAACACGCCCUAAAGAAUUGCAACAAUGAUGAUUUGAUAUAUUCCAUCUGCAUGAUCUCAGCGACUCUUGGAAAAUCAGUCGAUUUCAUCGAUGCAUUAACUUCAAGAGAAAGACAAGUAUGGCUUAACCUCGAAAAUAUUGUGAUUAAGCUGAUUGAUAAGGAUGAGGAGCUCCGAAAAUCAUAUUAUCAAUUCCAAAAUGAAAUUUUUAAUCACGUUAAGAAAUAUGUUUGA
This is a messenger RNA of Trichomonas vaginalis G3, 2199 nucleotides long. RefSeq lists its product as uncharacterized. The transcript has a single exon. The coding region runs from base 1 to 2199 and encodes 732 amino acids. Lineage: Eukaryota; Parabasalia; Trichomonadida; Trichomonadidae. The record is from RefSeq and is a predicted model, not a curated record.